AUGCCCGCGGGGCUCCCUCCGACCCAGGGGAUUCCCCGGCACCCCGGCGCCUUUAGUUCGGAUACCCUCGUCUCUAAGGCGCUCUCCUCCCGAGCAAGAGCACGCGGCCCCCGCCUACCCACCCCCGCCCCGCGGCCCGCCCCGGCGGCUCCUCCUCCAGCCUCCUGGCCCGCCAGGUGCUCCGGGCCGCAGCGUCCAGCCCGCCCAGUCCCCCCCUCCCCCCGCCAUAGCAGAGCGGCCCAAGGGAAGCCGGCACUGGAGGAAGGGAGAAUAGGGGGCGCGCGAGGAAUCUUCCCCAGCUCGGACUCCCCCCUCCCCGGCCACGCAUGCAAACGCAGGGAGAACCAUUCGACCGCACUUCCUACUCACCACAGGCCAGGGUCUCGGACCGCCGUUCCAGCAGCGCAAUCCGAGCCGGUGCCGGAAGCGGGCUCACUGCUACUCCGAGAGCCGCCUGGGCCAGCGGUGGGAGCCGCUGAAGCGCCAAUUCAGACGUGUCCCCGGCGCCCCCCCUUCGGUCGCCUCCACAAUCCCUCAGGCUGGAGCAGAGGAGAAUGCCGGCCGGGUCGCGGCUGUUUACCACCCAGCCUGCACCGGGCGGGCUUCCGGAACUUAAGCAAAGGCGUUAAAAGGCUUCGGAGAACCCCCUUGAGGACGCUCAACAAAGACCCAAGCUUAGGACGUUUCUCCCCAACUUCCCACCAAAUAUCCCGGUCCCGUGGGCUUACCAGAUGGGGCCAGCCAAUGGCCGUCUUUGACCUUUCCUCCGGAGGCGACUCCUUCCUGUUCCGCAGGCCCAAAGGGACCCUUGUCUGCCGCACAGGGCAGGCCUCUCCGUCCAGUGCCGCCACUCCUGUGGCACUCCUUCCCUGCAGUCCCCAGCCUUCCUCCUCCACCACAGCCCCGAGCCGACGCCUCAGCACUUCAAACGACGCUUCGGAUCCAAGAAGCCCCCUCAAGCCCCUUCGAGUGGUAACUUCGCAGCCAAAGUGGACACCCAGCGGCAUGGCUCGUCUUCCCCCCCCCGCCUGUCCCUGGAAACGUCCCCAGGGAGAGCCUCAGCAAUGGAGGCCGGCCUCCAGAGGAGGAAAGCCGGCCGUCGUCUGCUCCUGCUUCGCCCGCGUCCGCACGCGGCAUUCCGGGCUCUUCCAUGGCGGGACCAGAGCAGCGGCCUCCUCCCUGGGGGCUUCUGGGAGCUGUCCGUUCCCCUGUGCAUUUCUGUCAUGGAGAGGAGCACGCGGCCCUUUCCCUCUCCUCCAGAAAGAUGGGCUGCCUUGAGCCGGGCCUGCCCAGCAGCCAUUAGGGCGCCGAGGCCGGAAAGCAGACGGGCUGCCCUCUGCCCCGCCACCUUGCUAUGCCAGGCAUUGGAGCUUUAUCUCAGGCCCUGCCGCCCCCGCCCCCCCCCCCCCAGCUUUCCCCCAUCCUAACCGGUGAUAAGAAGGGCAGGUUACCAGAGCGCAGGAGGAGCUGUCCUCCCCCUCUCCUCAGACCUCUGGACAUUAUCCACUUUCCCCGCCCCUCUGCCCAGCAGCCAAUAGCUUCCGCCCUCCUCUGGCGGGGGAAGGGGCUCACAUGAUGCCAGUGGGGAGGGCACAAAUGGCCACCUCCUGUGAAUGGUGAAGGUGAUUCCUGUGGGGGGGUGUGAGGGGAGCCUGGGCACAGUGUGGCACAUAGCUGGAGGGGAGCUGAGCACUCAGGCUGCUCCCCUCCCCCUCUACAUGAACUCUGGGAAAGGGUAGCCAUGUGCCCACAGGGAGCACUCUGCAUGCCAUCUUUGGCAUUCAUCCCUCAUCACCCACCCCUCUGCCAUCAGCCCAAUAGGAGUGCUUCCUCCCUCCCUCCUGUAAAGGGGGAGGGGCAAGGCGAAGGGGGUCCGGGGAACACUUGGUCUCUGGCAGGGGCAGGGCCUGGCACUCUGUCUCUAAAAGGUUUGCCAUCACUGCUACCACAUCUAACAAUAACCUGCCUGACCUGUCACCCUUAGGACCUCCAGACCUUUUCAGUGUACCCUGAAGCUGAACUCUUGCAUAUAUUGUCUCCCUAGUUAGCAUAUGACAGAUUUUUCCGUUUCCUUUCCCACUGCUUGUACUGUACUCUGCACAUGGCAAAUAUUUCAUUCAUUCAUUUCCAAAACCUUGAACUAGAACUGAUAAUGCUUCUCUCAAACUAAAAAUCUCUCUCUCUCUCUCGA
Messenger RNA from Monodelphis domestica (gray short-tailed opossum), 2191 nucleotides. NCBI's taxonomy places the organism in Eukaryota, Metazoa, Chordata, Mammalia, Didelphimorphia, Didelphidae. The record is from RefSeq and is a predicted model, not a curated record.